Molecule: messenger RNA, 330 nt
Organism: Trypanosoma cruzi
Lineage: Eukaryota; Euglenozoa; Kinetoplastea; Trypanosomatida; Trypanosomatidae
Exons: 1
Coding region: 1-330 (109 amino acids)
Source: RefSeq, a predicted model, not a curated record
AUGAUUUUGAAUUAUGGACGGACGCUUCUUCCUCUCUCGCUGAGCUCGCAUCUGGAUCCGCUGCACUAUUGUACGAAUACACCACGACAACCGAUCUCCCUGUGGAGGUCCAUCGUGCAGCAGCUGGCAGGCUCGCAUGCCCAUAUAGAGCAGAGUGCCUUGCCACUGAAAAUGGCAUUAGACAUCUCAUACCUUUUUCUCUGGAAACAUCCCAAUCGCCCACACGAAUUCUGGUGGCAACGGGUUCCCUCUCGGCAAUCACACCGCACACAUCAUCACAACCACAAGCACCAGCAGCACUGCAGACCGUGGGCUAACGUGACCAAUUGA